Molecule: messenger RNA, 498 nt
Organism: Durusdinium trenchii
Lineage: Eukaryota; Dinophyceae; Suessiales; Symbiodiniaceae
Source: the annotation of a GenBank genome assembly
AUGCUGACGGCACUGUUUGAGAAGCUCAAUGAAUGGAAGGAAAAUGGUGGUUUGACAAUCACACGCACCCGGAAAUGUGGCAGCAGGGGCCUGGUGACCUUCCAGGACACGUGGACCUGGCCCACAGCAUCUCUUCCAGAUCUCUUUCCAGCAGUUCGCAGUGAUUGCAAGGGAAAGAUCAUGAACAAGGACACUGUCUCUGCAGCUAUAAGACGAGCCAGGAAGACCUUUGUCCCACCAAAUGUUGGUGAAGUCAAGGUGGCCAACAUCAGGUCCCACAGCGGAAGACAUCGGGCAAUCAAUGACCUCAAGAUGCACAAUGUCAAAACAGAGGUUGGUAAACGCUUUGCCAGAAUCUCCUCCGAAGCAGUGUGGAAAGGGUAUGGAAAGCUGACAGUGAAGCAAGCAGCUGAUGAACUACGCAGCAACAAAAAGUUGCAAGAACAUUGGCAAGAAAUCUACACCUCAAAGUAGAUCAAGAUUGACUAUGAACUUUCC